CGUACGUUUGUAAUUAGCGCCAACUUGGGGUGUGGUCAGCUCGGCUACGCUGCAGCGUCCUGCAGACUGCAAAAUAGACGAACGCCAUCGCCAUGGUAAGGGAAUACCUAAAAUCAGUUGUCCCUUCACAACUUAUCUCCGAACGAGGUUCUAAUUUGGUAGUGAUAAAUCCAGGAUCUGCAAAUAUUAGGAUUGGGCUUGCAUCGCAGGAUGCUCCUUUUAAUAUUCCUCAUUGCAUUGCUCGUUAUACCAAUCAAGUUCCCAAGAGAAGUGUUCAAGAUCAGAUGCUUAAUUCACAAGUUACAACUGCACAGCACAUGGAGCGAGAGAGGGCGUAUGAUGUUAUUGCCUCGUUGAUAAAAAUACCGUUUCUGGAUGAAGAGGUUGCUAACAAUUCUUUCCCGCGUAAGAUGGGACGAAUUGAUGGACAUCAUAAUGGCAAGAGGGAUAGUGUCUUUACUUGGACUGACGUACAUGAGAGGGACCCUACCUCGUCAGUCACUGUGGAAAGUUCAAGCUCCAAGGAUGUGAGCCAGUCUUUGGACCAGCAUGUAGAGACUGAUUCCAAGGAGUUUAGUCCUAGUGUAAUCAAAUAUAGACAGUUUAUUUGCGGUGAGGAUGCUCUUAAAAUAUCACCCAUUGAGCCAUAUUGUCUACACCGGCCUAUUCGCAGAGGUCACUUUAAUAUCUCACAACAUUACUCUAUGCAACAGGUACUUGAGGACUUGCAUGCUAUUUGGGACUGGAUUUUGAUAGAAAAACUACAUAUCCCUCUUAGUGAAAGAAACUUGUAUUCUGCUAUUCUGGUCGUCCCUGAAACAUUUGACAACCGCGAAAUAAAGGAUAUGUUGACUAUGGUACUGCAAGAUUUGCGGUUUGGUUCAGCAGUGGUUCAUCAGGAAGGGCUUGCUGCAGUUUUUGGUAAUGGACUAUCUUCAGCAUGUGUUGUCAACAUGGGAGCACAGGUGACAACAAUUAUUUGCAUCGAGGAUGGAGUUGCUCUGCCUGCGACAGCAAAGACUUUGCCUUUCGGGGGAGAGGACGUAUCUAGAUGCCUCCUGUGGACUCAGAGGCAUCAUCAGACCUGGCCACCAAUUCGUACUGACAUCUUGGCGAAGCCUGUUGAUCUUCUGAUGCUUAAUAGACUGAAAGAGUUCUACUGUGAGAUUAAGGAAGGGGAAGUCGAUGCUGUUGCUGUAGUUCACUCGUAUGAAGAAGGCACCCCUGCUGGUUCUCAUAAAACAAGACUGACUGCGCUUAAUGUACCACCUAUGGGAUUGUUCUUCCCAAUGCUAUUGGUUCCAGAUGUGUAUCCACCACCACCCCGUGCAUGGUUUCAUGACCAUGAGGAUAUGCUGGAAGAUACAUGGCAUACAGAGUACUCCAGAAGACCUGAUUUACCCGAUAAUGUAUAUCCUGGCGUUAACGUUAAUUUCCCUAUGUGGGAUACCUACCCAGUUUAUGCAACUAAACCAAAGAAAGAAGAGAACGUUGGUCUUGCUGAAGCUAUCACCAGCAGCAUCCUCUCAACAGGGCGGAUUGACCUCCAGAGGAAACUGUUCUUAAGCAUACAGUUAGUUGGUGGGGUGGCUCUGACAAGGGGUCUUGUUCCUGCAAUGGAGGAAAGAGUCUUGCAUGCAAUUCCUUCAAAUGAAGCGAUAGACACUGUUGAGGUGUUACAAUCAAGAACAAACCCUUCUUUUGCAUCAUGGAAAGGCGGAGCGAUUAUUGGAGUGCUUGAUUUUGGGCGGGAUGCUUGGAUACAUCGUGAAGACUGGAUUAACAGCGGAAUUUUUGUUGCAAGUGGCAGAAAAUACAAGGAUUCUUAUUAUCUUCAAGCACAAGCGAUGUGCUACAUGAACUCCUAAAAGGUCUGUUUCUGCUAUUUGCUAAUUCUAGCACAAACUUCUCAGCAUUUGGGCAAAUAUGUACAUAAAUGAUGUUAGUUUA
Molecule: messenger RNA, 1950 nt
Organism: Cucurbita maxima (winter squash)
Lineage: Eukaryota; Viridiplantae; Streptophyta; Magnoliopsida; Cucurbitales; Cucurbitaceae
Product: actin-related protein 9
Exons: 21
Coding region: 93-1868 (591 amino acids)
Biological process (GO): double-strand break repair; regulation of DNA-templated transcription
Cellular component (GO): Ino80 complex
Source: RefSeq, a predicted model, not a curated record